Messenger RNA from Phacochoerus africanus (Common warthog), 1346 nucleotides. It is a transcript of the gene TFPI, whose product is annotated as tissue factor pathway inhibitor. The record is from RefSeq and is a predicted model, not a curated record. Gene Ontology annotation, cellular component: extracellular region. NCBI's taxonomy places the organism in Eukaryota, Metazoa, Chordata, Mammalia, Artiodactyla, Suidae. Gene Ontology annotation, molecular function: serine-type endopeptidase inhibitor activity. The transcript has 9 exons. The coding region runs from base 427 to 1338 and encodes 303 amino acids. Gene Ontology annotation, biological process: negative regulation of peptidase activity.
UGCCUCUGAGGCUCUUCUUUGCUCCAAUAGAAGGGAGCAACUUUGGGCUGGAUAAACGUCAAAUUCAAAUUCUUACCUCACCCCUUUCACCGCUGGCAGGAUCAGAUUGCAUUUCUUUCAUUAUUCUCCACUCCCCAGGUUUUUGAUCUGUUUAAAAGAAGAAAUAGAAAAGAUAAUUCCUCUCUUUAAUGCCUAGAAGAGAAAACAAAAUGAUCUCAACUCCACUUUGAAAAAAUCUUUCCAAGAACUUUCUUCAGAGAUUUCACUCUACAACUGAGACUAUUGAAAGCUGAAGGUUGAGAGGUCUCCAAUAUGUCUGAGCAGAGACAAAAAUCUAACAUGGCAACUGAAUUUGAGGGGAACUGAGGAAACAGACCUGACUUUAACCAUUGAUCUUUAAAAUUAAAAAAAGAGAUCAUUGAAACAAUGAAGGAAGGACAGAUUUUUGGGGCUUCUGUAUGUCUGCUGCUUAGUUGUGCCUUUGGACCUCUUACUGCUAUUCCUGAGGAAGGUGAAGAAUAUGCAAAUAUUACAGAUGCAAUGUUGCCACCAAUGAAACCUAUACAUUCAUUUUGUGCAAUGAAAGCAGAUGAUGGCCCAUGCAAAGCAAUGAUGAAGAGAUUUUUUUUCAAUAUUAACACGCAACAGUGUGAAGAAUUUAUAUAUGGGGGAUGUGAAGGAAAUCAAAAUCGAUUUGAAAGUCUGGAAGAAUGCAAAGAAAAAUGCACAAGAGAUUAUCCAAAGAAGACUAGAAGAUUAAACACAACAUUGCAAAAAGAAAAGCCAGACUUCUGCUUUUUGGAAGAAGAUGCUGGAAUCUGUCGAGGUUAUAUUACUAGGUAUUUUUAUAACAAUCAGUCAAAGCAGUGUGAACGCUUCAAGUAUGGUGGCUGCCUUGGCAAUCUAAACAACUUUGAAUCACUGGAAGAAUGCAAGAACACCUGUGAGGAUGCAUUGAAUGAUCUCCAGGUGGAUGAUUAUAGAACCCCUCUUGAGGCUUUGAAUAAUGACUCCUUGACUCUCCAGCCUACCAAAGCACCCAGCUUCUUUGAAUUUUACGGCCCCUCCUGGUGUCUGACCCCUGCAGACAGAGGAUUAUGUCAAGCCAAUGAACGCAGAUUCUACUACAAUUCAGUCAUUGGGAAAUGCCGCCCCUUUAAGUACAGUGGAUGUGGAGGGAAUGAAAAUAAUUUUACUUCUAAAAAAGCAUGUCUUAAGACUUGUAAAAAAGGUUUUGUCCAAAGAAUAUCAAAAGACGGAUUAAUUAAAACCAAAAGAAAAAGAAAGAAGCAGCCAGUGAAAAUAGUAUAUGAAGAAAUUUUUGUUAAAAAGAUAUAAAUUUAUUA